Molecule: messenger RNA, 2846 nt
Organism: Syngnathus typhle (broad-nosed pipefish)
Lineage: Eukaryota; Metazoa; Chordata; Actinopteri; Syngnathiformes; Syngnathidae
Gene: phf24
Product: PHD finger protein 24
Exons: 9
Coding region: 388-1632 (414 amino acids)
Molecular function (GO): calcium ion binding
Source: RefSeq, a predicted model, not a curated record
CGCCAAGGUCUCUCCUCUUGACGCGAGCGGCGACGCGCUGCGUGGCCGCUCACACGCACUGGCGGAGCAGCCCACGGAAGGAAGGCGAACUCCAUUUCAGCACCGGAGCUGUCCAUUGCUCCUCCGAGUCAAGUCUCUGUUCCCACGCUCGACCUCCCUCCCCACCCUUGCGCAAUUCUUGUUUUCGGAGGCAAGAAGCUGCUAAUUCUUCUCUCGGAGACUGGGAGACGAAGGAAUAAAUUAAAAAAAAAAAAAAAAAAAACCCGGGAAGGUGCACAGACUUCAUCCGAGCCAAAGUCCUGCCAUGCUUAACGGCCCAGUUUGAGGGCACCGGAGUGAUCAAGUCCUUAUUGAACGGCUUUUUUUCUCACCCCCUCCUUUAAAGCCAUGGGUGUGCUCAUGUCAAAGAAGCAGUCUGUGGACAAGGUGCAAAGAUGCACCGCUGUGGUCUCAGCCUUCCAGUCAGGCAUCAAGGACCGCCCGGCAAUUGUCAAGCCGACGGAGGGCGACGCGGAGGAUGCCGACGUGCCGGCUAAUACCUCGAGCGGGGCUAAGGAGAAGAACACGGAGGAAGGGGAAGGCGGGGAGACGGAAGGUGGCAGCGGCUCGUCAGCAGCUCAGCAGGCCUCUGUCAACCAGGAGGCCUGGUCCAGGUUACGAGACGGGAAGGGAGUAGAACCUGAAGAUCUGGAAAAGAGGCAUCAGCUCACGCCGCCUGCUUAUGUGCGGCCCAAAAGGGAAGCUGAUGAUGAUCAACCUUUAGAAGUCGAGCUGGCCAAAAAAGAGCAGCCGCGAGGCGACGAGAUGUGCGACGUGUGCGAGGUGUGGACGGCCGACGACCUCUACCCGUGCAGGAUCUGCACUCGGGUUUUCCAUGAUGGUUGCCUGAGGGAGUUGGGCUACCUUCGUGCUGAGGCCUUGCAGGAGAUGCGAGACACAGCUCACACAGUUACCGGCUGGAGUUGCUAUUAUUGUGAUAAUUUGAACCUGCUGUUAACGGAGGAAGAAAUGUACAGCCUUAUGGAGACCUUUAAGCAGUGCAAGAUCAUCCCAGAGUCGUGCCUGGUAUCGGACGAGUUGCUGCAGUACCACCACUUUGUAUCAAAGCAGCAGUUUGAUAAAGACCUGACCGAUGAGCAAGAGGAAGAAGUCCUGGCCCAGUUUGCAGCCCUGGACCCCGACAAGAAAGGUCACGUGGAGUGGUCAGACUUUCUCUACUUUGAAUCGUUGGCAGUUUUGAAAAAGUUUCGCACUGAGAAUUCACUUGUCCGCCUGCUGACCGCUAAAGAACGAGACGCUGCUCGGUUAAUGUUCUUGAAUCUGGAUGUGGAUGAAGACGGAUUGAUCACUAGAGCAGAAUGCCGGCAGGCCCAGCAGUCUUGGUUCAACAAGUUCAGCAAAGACUCGCAGUCCUGCAACGUGAGACUCAUGGGACUCUGCGCUCCUAUGAAUUGCGGCAUAAGUCACGUCGGGCCCAUUUGUGAGAGCAGCCCGGCCAGCUCAAGCAGUGAACAAAGCAAGACUGAUGACAAUCGGCCGACAUCUUGGGCAGACUUUCUCAGGGAGAGUUCCAUCUACAUCUUGGCCGCACGUCCCAAUAGUUCGGCCAUGCACAUCCGUCUUCCCUUAUAGUCCAGCGCGAAACCCGGCAGACAAAAUGGAAGGAGGAGGGCGAAGACGACGAGCAAAAAUCGAGAAGAGGCAGCGGUUCGAGCAUCUGGCCUCCUCGACAACAACAAGAACAUGAAGUGACAGCAAGAGGGAAAGACGAGGCUGUGUGAAAGUUUUUGAAAACCUACAGAGGUAGAUAAACAUGAACUGUUUGGCUUCUCGCGCUUUUUCAAUGACAAACACUCGACUCAAUGGCCCUCCGGCUAGAGCUAACCUCUCCGUGCGGGUGCGUUACUUUGACAGGCUGUUACUCUUCAAACAUUCAUUUUCUUUGGGCCUCAUUAUGUCUUUAUGAGAGUUUCUUGCUACUGUAAUAGAGUUGUGUUUAUUUGCUGGCCCGUUGUUAAUCACACCACUCAGAGGCAUAUGCGAGAUUUCGUUUUUGGCACACCGUGGAUAGGCUUCUGUGAGGGUGGUUGACCUUGCAGGCAAGAGAACAUAUAUCAAACAGAAAUGUAUGAAAUAGAGCUGCUAUACACACCAGUCUAAUUUAUUCUCAAUGGAUUACAAAUCUAUAUUUAUUCAUGUAUCCUCCGAUGUGCACUGUCUUCACUUGAAUCCAUAAAUCUUUGUUUUUCUAAUGUAGUUUGAAUAGGGAUGUGAUCCUAUUUGGAAAAUAAGGCUUCAAAUUUGCUUCAUGGAGAAGCUGUUGUAUUUUUGGACUCCUCUAGACGGCAUUCUCUGCUCUAUUAUGGGCUGAAAGCACACUGACUUGCCAUUUCGUAAAACCCUUUAUUUCAACCAACAGUGCCAUCUAGAGGAGAGAGAGAAAUACAACUGGUUCGUGAAGCACAUUUGAAGCUUCAUUUUCCCAUCACUAUGUAUAUUGCCUUUAAUUAUAUUUGUUCCUGUUCCUGCUACAUUUUAACGUAUUGGAAAUAUCUGCAAUUAAAUGCGCCUCAUAGAGACUGUGACAUUUAUGUGGAUAAAUUGCUGGGGCUUUCAAGUCAUGGGAAACUCGACAAAUGUCUCUACGGAAGUUUAAAUACACACAAGAUUGCUACUACAGUGACUGAUGAGCAACUAGCAUAACAACUAGAGCUUCGUGUCUGUGUCUAUGGCCUGUAAUUAAGAUUUAAAGCUAGUUCUACUUUGUGAAUAAAUUAUGAUUGACUUCAAAUGUGAUCAUGCGAGGGAUGUCACAGUGCUAAAAUAAAUGCAUGACAUUAAUUCUC